Molecule: messenger RNA, 8780 nt
Organism: Chroicocephalus ridibundus (black-headed gull)
Lineage: Eukaryota; Metazoa; Chordata; Aves; Charadriiformes; Laridae
Gene: STXBP5L
Product: syntaxin binding protein 5L
Exons: 28
Coding region: 1173-4871 (1232 amino acids)
Biological process (GO): regulation of protein secretion; regulation of exocytosis
Cellular component (GO): cytoplasm; SNARE complex; plasma membrane
Molecular function (GO): syntaxin binding; GTPase activator activity; myosin II binding
Source: RefSeq, a predicted model, not a curated record
AGGAAGGCGGAGGAGGCGGAGCCGUUGGAGUCGCUGCCGCCGCCGCUGGUUUCAGUACCUCGGAGAACGGCUGCGAGCGGGCGGGCGGGAGCCGCCGCAGCCGGCUGGGAGCGCAGCAGCCGCCGCCGCCGUCGCCGCUGUCACCCUCCGCUCCCCUGCCCCGCUCCCCUCCGCGCCAGGCACAGGCGCCCCCGGGGCGGGGAGACAGUUAAGGAACCGUCGCCUCAGAGCGAUCGGCCGCGCCGGGCGCGUCGCCCCCCCGCUUAACCCCCCGGAGCCAAGGGAGUCCCGUCCCCCCGGAGCGGUCCCGGGGGUACGGCGACGGCACAGGCUCGGUGACCGGGACGGGCGGGAGGGCUGAGGAAGUUGGAGGGGGGGGGUUGUCCGUCACCUCAGCGAGGGCCCGGGGACGACCGGGUCUGGCUGAGGGAGGGUCGCUCGUUAACCGUCGCUCGGUCCUGAGGGGGGAGUGAGGAAAGUGAGGGGCUCCCAUCCGUCCGGGAGCCCGAGGCGGGGAGGGGGGGGUCAGGGGCCGGCGGCAGCCGGUGGGGUGGGCGGGUAGCCGGCAGCCGGAGCGGUGAGGAGAGAGGCGGCGGGGGGAGCGGGAAUCGGGCUCCUCUCGAACCCCCUGGGCUGCAGAGGUUGAGCCCCUGACUGAAAAGGGGCUUUUUUUUUUUGAGGGGAAGGGGCAGUUGAACGUAGCCGAAUUGUUGUCGUUUCGUUAAAAAUAGUCAAGCGCCGAAGGCAAAUCGUAGGCAGGGAAGGUAGAGAGAUGGAGCCCGCUGUUUUGGAUGCCGGCGUGAAUUUUUUAUUUACUUUUCAGUUUUAACCACUGCUAAAUGUGGAUUUUGUGAGAGAACCAGAUGGCGGUUGUUCCAUUGUUCCUUGUUUGAACGUAAAUCUUAGUUCUGCCGCUUGUGGAUUUUUUAUUUAUUUUUUUUUUAAUUUCUUUUUCAAAAGGACCUUUCCAGGUAGCUUUCACAUCUGACAAAAUGAAGCCUUUGUAUUUUUCAAUCAAUUACACCUAAUACUGACAUUCUGUUUGGUACAAGGGACUAAAGUGCUGCCUCACUCAGAGGACCAUUAAAGACUUUUUCUUUCGCUACAUGUAGCUGAAUGUGUUACGACACAUCCUUUCUCCCCCCCCAAAUCUUCCGAAAGAUUUUUCCAAAAUGAAGAAAUUUAAUUUUCGCAAAGUUUUGGAUGGUUUAACUGCCUCAUCCCCUGGUGGAAGCAGUGGUGGUGGCAGUGGUGGUGGAAGCGGGGCUGGUGGUGGCUCCGUGCACCCCGGAGGGACUGCAGGAGCUGCAGGGACACCCAGAGAUGAGAUCCAGGAGACGCUCACUUCAGAUUAUUUUCAAAUUUGUAAGACGGUGCGCCAUGGUUUUCCUUAUCUACCCACUGCCUUAGCUUUUGACCCAGUUCAGAAAAUUCUGGCAAUUGGAACAAGAACAGGAGCCAUACGAAUAUUGGGCAGGCCUGGUGUUGAUUGCUACUGCCAACAUGAAAGUGGUGCUGCAGUUCUGCAGCUCCAGUUCUUAAUCAAUGAGGGUGCUUUGGUCAGUGCAAGUGCAGAUGAUGCACUUCAUUUGUGGAAUCUUCGACAGAAACGACCAGCUAUCCUACAUUCUCUGAAAUUUAACAGAGAAAGGAUUACUUACUGCCAUCUACCUUUCCAGAGUAAAUGGCUUUAUGUUGGAACAGAGAGGGGAAAUACACACAUUGUAAAUAUUGAGUCCUUCAUUCUUUCUGGAUAUGUUAUCAUGUGGAACAAGGCAAUAGAACUAUCCACAAAGACUCACCCUGGGCCAGUUGUACAUUUAAGUGACAGCCCAAGAGAUGAGGGAAAACUAUUGAUAGGCUAUGAAAAUGGGACUGUAGUACUCUGGGACUUACGAUCUAAAAGAGCUGAUCUGAGAGCUUAUUACGAUGAGGCUAUUCAUUCUGUUGCUUGGCAUCAUGAAGGGAAGCAGUUCAUGUGCAGUCACUCCGAUGGCAGCUUGACCUUAUGGAAUCUCAAAAGUCCUAACAGACCAUUCCAGACCACAAUCCCACAUGGAAAAAUUCAGAGAGAUGGGAAAAAACCUGAAUCUUGUAAACCAAUUCUUAAAGUAGAGUACAAGACCUGUAAAAACAGUGAACCAUUUGUGAUAUUUUCUGGUGGAUUGUCAUAUGAUAAGGCUUGUCGAAGACCAAGUUUAACAAUCAUGCAUGGGAAAGCAAUUACAGUUCUUGAAAUGGAUCACCCUAUAGUUGAUUUUUUAACUCUUUGUGAAACCCCAUAUCCAAAUGAAUUUCAAGAACCCUAUGCUGUAGUUGUGCUUUUGGAAAAAGAUCUCAUUGUUGUUGACCUGACACAAAGCAAGUCUUCUAAUAAAUUGUCUUCCUUAACUAGUUUUCCAAUCUUUGAAAAUCCGUAUCCUAUUGACAUUCAUGAGUCACCUGUUACCUGCACAGAAUAUUUUGCGGACUGUCCUCCAGAUUUGAUUCCUGUGCUCUAUUCUGUAGGAGCAAAACAUAAAAAGCAAGGAUACAGCAAUAAGGAGUGGCCUAUUAGUGGUGGAGCGUGGAACCUCGGAGCUCAGACAUAUCCUGAAAUCAUUAUUACAGGCCAUGCAGAUGGAUCAGUAAAGUUUUGGGAUGCUUCUGCCAUUACUCUACAGAUGUUGUACAAAUUAAAAACAUCAAAGGUCUUUGAAAAGCAGAAAGUAGGAGAAGGAAAAGCUACAGCUGAGAUUGUGGAAGAAGAUCCUUUUGCUGUUCAGAUGAUGUACUGGUGUCCUGAAAGCCGAAUCUUCUGUGUGGCAGGAGUUUCUGCAUAUGUGGUUGUUUACAGGUUCAGCAAACAUGAAGUAAAUACUGAAAUUGCAUCAUUAGAAGUACGACUUCAGUAUGAAGUAGAAGAUAUCAUUACUCCUGAACCGGAAAUAAUUCCUCCAUUUCCAGAUGCCUCCUCCCAGCUUCCUUCUUUAAAGAGCCUUUCAGGCAGUACCAACACUGUAGCAUGUGAAGGAACAAUGAAGGAUAGUAUCCCAUGUCUUAGCGUUAAGACUCGACCUGUGCGAAUGCCUCCUGGAUACCAGGCGGAUCUUGUUAUUCAGUUGGUGUGGGUGGAUGGUGAGCCUCCACAACAGAUUACCAGUCUUGCUGUAAACUCUGCUUAUGGACUAGUGGCAUUUGGGAACUGCAAUGGCUUGGCCGUUGUGGACUUCAUGCAGAAGACAGUACUGCUGAGCAUGGGAACCCUUGACCUAUACGGAUCAAGUGAUCCAUACCAGCGUCAACCCCGUUCACCUCGCAAAAGCAAGCAGUUUGCUGCAGACAACUUUUGCAUGCGUGGCCUGUCUAACUUUUAUCCAGAUUUAACGAAACGGAUCCGUACUUCCUAUCAGAGCCUGACUGAACUCAGUGACAGUCCAGUUUCCCUGGAGCUGGAGCGUUGCAAGUCUCCCACUUCAGAUCACGUGAAUGGCCACUGUACAAGUCCGACAUCCCAGAGCUGCAGUUCAGGAAAACGACUUUCCAGCGCAGAUGUCUCAAAAGCAAACCGGCGGGGGCCUGGGAGGCCCCCCUUCAGAAAAGCCCAGUCUGCAGCCUGCAUGGAGAUUUCUCUCCCAGUCACCACAGAAGGUUACAUUUCCAGACGGGCAAUGCUUCAGCAAUUACAUGGAAUCAGUACAUUCUCACACGACGAGCGUCACUAUACUGCUCACACAUGGAUGAACAAAGAAAAUAGGGAAAACUCCUUCAGCCGUUCCCGAAGCUCCAGCGUGUCCAGUAUCGACAGGGACUCAAAGGAGACAAUUACUGCUUUGUACUUCAUGGAGUCCUUUGCCCGAAAGAAUGACUCCGCUAUCUCCCCCUGUCUCUGGGUUGGAACGGGCCUCGGUAUGGUCUUAAUCCUCUCCCUUAAUCUGCCUGCUAGUGACGAUUUGCGGCAGUCAGAGCCAGUCAUGGUGUCGCCAAGUGGCACAGUUCUGACACUGAAAGGAGCCGUGCUGACCUUCGCGUGCUUGGACUGCAUGGGGACGCUGACACAUCCACCGUACGAAGUAUGGAGGGACCCACACAGUGCUGAUGACGGUGAAAAAACAAGGAAAAGGAAACUUGUCAUGCAUUCCCCUUCCUCCUCCCAGGAUAUGGGUGAUCAUCAAUUUGCAGUCAUUUGUUCAGAAAAACAAGCCAAAGUCUUCUCAUUGCCUUCCCAAACAUGUCUUUAUGUCCACAACAUCACCGAAACGUCCUUUUUAUUGCGAGCAGAUGUGGUCACCCUCUGUAACAGCGUCUGUCUGGCGUGCUUUUGUGCCAAUGGGCACAUCAUGACACUGAGCUUGCCCAGCCUUCGCCCACUGCUGGACAUCAACUAUUUGCCUGUGACAGACAUGAGGAUUGCGCGCACCUUUUGUUUCACUAACGAAGGGCAAGCUUUGUACCUCAGCUCUCCCACAGAGAUCCAGCGCCUGACGUACAGCCAGGAGAUGUGUGACAACCUGCAGGACAUGCUUGGGGAUUUGUUUACUCCCGUGGAAACACCCGAAGCCCAAAACAGAGGCUUUCUCAAAGGUCUUUUUGGAGGAAGUGGACAAGCUUUUGACAGAGAGGAACUUUUUGGUGAGGCCACGGCAGGAAAAGCCUCUCGCAGUCUUGCCCAGCACAUCCCCGGGUCAGGCGGAAUUGAAGGCGUGCGAGGAGCCGCAGGCGGGGUCAUUGGGGACUUGACUCGCGCACGCAUCGCCCUUGAUGAGAGAGGACAGAAACUGGGAGAGCUGGAUGAAAGGACUGCGAGCAUGAUGGCCAGCGCAGAGGCAUUUUCCAAACAUGCACACGAGGUGAUGCUGAAAUACAAGGACAAAAAGUGGUACCAGUUUUAGACUUUCAAAGAAGCUGCUUGUGGCUUUAUUAAGAACAAUGUUCAGGGAAGCAACGCUCAUUCCCAAAUCUACCAGUCAGUGGCCAGAGACAGUUUUUUCUCCUAGAAGAUGUUUUCCUGUUGCUAUUAUUGGAUUCAUCACAGUGGGAGUCAAGGAGAAAUUUUACAGACCGUGAGACGGAAGCUAGAAUCAUGUGGGUCUUACUGCAACAGCUGGCUCAUGCGGUAGCCAAUUUUUUUUCCAAAAGGAACUCAACCAUCACUGUGGCAUGUAGUUUUUUCAGAAGCUGUAGGUAUGAACUGUGGGGAGUGCGUCUGGUUAAAAAUAUUCUGUACAAACUCGAAUGUUAAUGCACUUAUAAAACUUUGCAUGACUAAUUGACAUCUUAAAAAAAAAAAAAAAAAAAAAAGAGAAAAAGAAAGCAUGUUGUGACCGAAGAAAAAUGGGAUUUAUUUCUCUUCUGAGAAAAAAAGAAAAUUAAAUGCCAAAAAUAUUUAUUUUUUAAAAGUGACAUUACAAAAAGCCAGUACAUUUCAAGCAUGUUUGCUACCGUUCUCAACACAAAAGUAAGUUGAGCUGCAUUUUCUUAUCUGCUAUUUAUUUCCCUUAAAAACCUUGCUUGAAAUCAGUGCUCUUUUAACUCCUACCAGAAAAAGAAAUAACUUCAAAAUUCUGUGCCCCAAAUUUAUAGAUUUUUCACGUAGCUGGACAGGCACUAUCUGAAAUGUCAUUAAAACAUCAGCAUAGAUGGUUUAUUUGCAAGUCAGAGCACGUGACAUGUCAUCCUUAUCAGUACUUUUUAAAUGUGCUCUAGAUGCAGCUCAGUUGUCCUUGAAGGGGGCUGUGGCAUUUUUCAUCCCCGUGGUGUCUGUAUCACUUGGUUGCCUUAUUUCGCGGUAGCAGGAAUAGAAAACCAGCUUAGGAAAUGGCUUCUUCCAGUUCAGGAAGGCAAGAUGGGAAACCACAGGGCUACAAGUUGGAGAGUCCUGGCAAGUUCUGCUCGCAGAAGCUGCUCAGCAGCUUGCGCAGCAGGGAUUUUUCUGAAGUGGUCAGUUGAAAUAAGGGAACUGCACAGUAACCCCCCGCUAAAGCUGGGCGAGAGAGAUCAGAGCAGCAAGAUGAAACGAUGGGCUGGGGGAGGAGCAUGAAAAACACUUGUCAACAUACGGCACUGAAUUGGCACAUGUAUAAAAUGACGCCACGGGUGCGUGGCAAUUGAUUUUUCUGCUCGCACUGCUAAAAGUGAUUUGCUUCUGCUUCAAAGGGGCUUGUUUGGUUUCUACAGUGAGCGCUGUGGAAAACUCUCCAACCCACAGCUACAGAAGAGAACAGAAAGUAGAACCUCCCUGUCUGCGCAAGUGGAGUCCUAGUCCAUGGGUGUGCCGCAGCCACGGUGGCCUACCAGAGCCUCACUGCCACACGGCUCAACCGCUCCAUUAGAAUUUUUUUUCCAAGAUUGGCUUGGAAACAAAGCACUGGAGGCCUGGAUGUAGUUUCAAAUUAGAAAAGAGAAGUGAGGAAAAGGUGGAAAAGCAGCAUUUAAAAAUGUACUAUAUGAGAGGAGUGGCAUCCUCUGUCUCUUCAAGGAGUCCUGAUGGACGCUGAUGCAGCAUCCUCCUCCUGACUGGGCCUUAGCUUCGCUGGCAUUUAUAUCGUCCCAGUGUUUAGAUGAUCUCGCUCAAAGAUGCCGUUCCUAUAUCCUUCCUUUUCUUACAAUAAAAUGGAGUCCAGGAAAAGGUACAGUCCAGAAGUCUGGCUUUGCUAUCAGCCCAGCUGCACACGUUAAAGGGUUGGAACAGAGCUGAGGUGUUAAGUUUUAAACUCACAUUGUAGCACAACAGGAAUGUCACAUUUUACAGGAUUUUUUUACAUUUCUAUAUGGGCACAAGCAAAGCGAUGCCCUGACAGGUCUAGCUCAACUGGGCACGAGACGCAGCCAGUUCCCCUCUGUCACAGGAGAAACUGCGCUGUAAUUGUGAGAGGCGCAGAAACCUGUGGGGAAAAAGGUCAAAGCCCAGGCAGCGCCAAGGUUUCUGCUGAGAGAUAAGGAAUUGGAGUUGUCCGUGAGCUGAGGGGAUGUCGAUGUCUGUCUGCCUGUGGGUGUUUGAGGAAACGGCAAACUCACCGCUCUGAUGCCAAUAGGAAGUGGGUGGGGGAACUCCUUCCAGUGGCCAGGCCACAGACCUUGCGUGUGUGAGGAAGCACCAGUGUAACCAGGCAUCCAGAAUGAGAAAUAAACGAGACCAACAUUAUAGCCAUCUUCUGUUUAAAUAAGCACUCUGCCUGUGCUCUGGCCUGUGCUCCACAACAAAACUCUGUCUUAUACUCUGGGCAACAAAAUCACUUGGGGCAGCCUUCAAACCCUCCAGCCAACUUUUUAGACCUUAUUUUUUCUCCACCUUCUCUGCUUUUACGGAGCAGCUAUAGCCACCUUUCGCUAAGACCAAGCCCAGGCUGCCCCACCAGCGUUCGGUCUGUACCCGGCUCUACGCUUGCCUCCGCGCUGAGCCGGUGGAUGGCGAGGCCGUUACCGGUUCCAGUGUGGCACUUGUAGACCCACAGGCUACGGGACCAGUUUCCACUAUGAACUGGCGUAACACAGGCGGCCUUUAAGCAGAUUGCAGAUCAGAUUCCCGUUACCUCGAUUCCAGUGGCGAUGUCUUCAGGCUGGAGGAGCUGGAAGCCCGCUCGCUUGUUUAAGAAUCAGAUGUAAAAACUGAAGAGCAACUUUUAAUUGCGAAUCACUACAGCACACCCAGAGAGAAAAGUGUCUUCAACAAGUCAUUUACACAAUGCCUGACUGAAUUUGGCUGCCAACAGUCUCUAGCUUAACACGGGGCCAGGCGGGGGGAGUGGGACACCAAAAACCAACCUGCCAGUAGAUUUCCAUUUGCAUUUUUAUGCAACAGAGAAACGAGAAUCUAGCAUCCCUCAAACUUACAAUUUUUAAUACUAAACUUUUAAGCAACUUUUCUCCAGUACUCCCCAUCGAGGUCACAGCUGUAUCUUGCUUUCCACUCUUACAUAUUUUACAUAUUUCCAGACAGUUACAAAUUACCAUUUCUGUUCAGUUCACCUCUUGUGACUAUAAUUAUCAAUUUUCUUGUAGUCUGUAGAGAGAUCUAAAAAGUUGUAUAUGUUUGUAUAUAGAACAUUCUAUAUAUAUAAAUAUAUAUAUGUAAUGUAUAUGUUGUAUAAGUUUGUUAGUGCACACUGUUAAAUGCUUUCUAUCACGAUUUACCAUGUAUGUGGGGAAAAAAACCCCACCAAACUCAUCACUUAAAAACUUCAAUGAGGGAGGAAAAACUCUCGCCUGGUUGAUUUACUGUGAGAUGAGGGGGAGUGUGGGACUUCUGAAAGGCCUGACCUGAACGCCGCUAAAGGCUGUUAGUGAAAGGAAUACCGAUGCGGCAUUCCAAGCGACGGGCACAGCAUCUGACCUGACUUGCUGCAAGGAAAUUGAGGACACUUGCUGUUGCUGGAUGUUGAAAUCAUGUGCUUUCACCUUUCCCACUAAGACAGCACCACCUCAAGCAAAAUCCUAAACUUAGCAGAAUCUUCAACAUCGCAAUCCGCACUUAGAAUAGUCCAGAUUGGCUGGAAAGAGUUGUUCGACUUCUUAAAACGCUUUUUGUUCAUUUGGAUACUUUGUUUCCUCAGGUUCUUCCUUACAGGAGCGCUCCGCCACAGCCACAGCCAAAACCAGACACACAGAAGUCCCAGCAGCACACACGCACCUCUGCGCUCCACCAGACGCCUUUAAUCUUAGGCACAGAGCUGUAGAUAGACAGAGUAUACAGAGAAAAAUGCAUUAAAUUAGAUUAUUUAUACGUUUUCAGAGUUGGCAAGUCUUCAAUGAAGUACAAGCUAUUGUAUUUUAAAAAAAAAAAAAAAAAAAAAACACUAAAA